UCAUUUUUCUUAUCCGUCCAUUCUUGUGCUGUCUGGAAGAGAGAAAAAUGGCAAGAGCUGCUCUUACGUUGUCACUAAUUUUCGUCUCAGUUUUUUUCAUUCCGACCAAGAUUGAGUCGACUACAGUGGCAGCCACCAAUCCCGCCACGAAUUUCAUUAAAGCCUCGUGCAGAGCUACCACGUAUCCCGUUGUUUGUGUCCAAUCAUUAUCGGUAUAUGCUCCAACCAUUCAACGAAGCCCGCGUCAAUUGGUACAAACGGCCUUAUCCGUAAGCCUCGAACGGGCUCAAUCUACUCAGACAUUCGUAGUACGACUCACUAAAUUCCAAGGACUUAAACCUAAAGAGCGUGCCGCCAUCAAAGACUGCCUCGAGGAGAUGAGCGAUAAUGUCGACCGCCUAAGCAAGUCGAUCAAGGAGCUGAAGAGCAUGGGCCAGGCCCGUGGGAAGGAGUUCAUAUGGCACAUGAGUAACGUGGAGACAUGGGUUAGCGCUGCCCUAACUGAUGACAGCACUUGCAUUGAUGGGUUUUCCGGCGGGGCCUUAAAUGGUAGGAUUAAGUCCUCAAUUAGGGCCCGAAUGACCAAUCUAGCUCAGGUCACUAGCAAUGCACUAGCACUUUGCAAUCAUUUUGGUGAAAAAAAUUGAUGUGUAUUAUAUAAAAAUAGCAGAGUUUUUGGCAGCAUCCCUAAUUUAAACACUUCUUUGAUGAACUUUAUGCACUUCUUUAAUUAGCCAGUUUUCGUGCCAUGUAUGGAGAAUUAAGCACUAAUUUACCUUUGUCCGCACUUUUGCGAGCUUCAA
Olea europaea var. sylvestris is the source of this 803-nucleotide messenger RNA. RefSeq names its product 21 kDa protein-like. Gene Ontology annotation, molecular function: enzyme inhibitor activity. Lineage: Eukaryota; Viridiplantae; Streptophyta; Magnoliopsida; Lamiales; Oleaceae. The coding region runs from base 48 to 647 and encodes 199 amino acids. Gene Ontology annotation, biological process: negative regulation of catalytic activity. The transcript has a single exon. The record is from RefSeq and is a predicted model, not a curated record.